Electrophorus electricus (electric eel) is the source of this 2327-nucleotide messenger RNA. Its product is annotated as ammonium transporter Rh type C-like. The record is from RefSeq and is a predicted model, not a curated record. Gene Ontology annotation, biological process: ammonium homeostasis; ammonium transmembrane transport. NCBI's taxonomy places the organism in Eukaryota, Metazoa, Chordata, Actinopteri, Gymnotiformes, Gymnotidae. Gene Ontology annotation, cellular component: plasma membrane. Gene Ontology annotation, molecular function: ammonium channel activity.
GGCAGUUGAUGCUGCCUUGCCGCUUUACGUCCUGCUACACCUAAAACAGCCAAACAGGUGCCCAAAUAUGACACGCCUCUAAAGAAUCAGCUAUAAAAACCUCUGUAGUCAGCAUCUUGUUCUGCAGCUAGAAGUUGCCUGUGCUUUUGUCACUGCCAUAAUGGGGAACUGCCAAGAUAUCUGCAAAACGUUCUGGUGCCGUCCUAAGAACACGAAUGUCCGGAUCAGCCUGCCAGCUGUCUGCUUCGUGUGGCAAAUUGUCAUGAUCAUCCUGUUUGGAGUUUUUGUGCGCUAUAAUCCAGAGGCUGAUGCACACUGGCCUGAAUUUAUGCAAAAACAUAAUAUUACAAGCAAUAUUGAGAAUGACUUCUACUACAGAUAUCCAAGCUUCCAGGACGUGCACGUGAUGAUCUUCGUGGGUUUUGGUUUUCUCAUGACGUUUCUGAAGCGUUACAGCUUUGGUGGGGUGGGCUUUAACUUCCUCAUAGCUGCCUUUGGGGUGCAGUGGGCUCUGCUGAUGCAGGGCUGGUUCCACUCACUGGACCCCACAGAUGGGACCAUCAAAAUUGGAGUGGAAAGUCUCAUCAAUGCUGACUUCUGUGUGGCUGGGUGCCUAAUCGCAUUUGGAGCUUGCCUGGGAAAAGUCAGUCCUGUACAGCUCAUGGUGAUGACACUCUUUGGCAUCACUUUGUAUUCAGUCGAAGAGUACAUCAUCCUCAACAUCCUCAAUGCCAGAGAUGCUGGUGGUUCCAUGGUCAUUCACAUAUUUGGAGCAUAUUAUGGUUUGACAAUAUCCUGGAUUCUCUACCGACCAAACUUACACCAGAGCCAUCGUCUCCAAGGCUCACACUACCACACUGAUGUUUUUGCCAUGAUUGGUACACUCUUCCUCUGGAUGUACUGGCCCAGUUUCAACUCUGCCAUUGCAUACCAUGGAGAUGGGCAGCACCGUGCAGCCAUUAACACGUACCUGAGUCUGACGGCCAGUGUCCUCACCACCUUCGCCGUCUCCAGCCUCUCUGCCAAGAGGGGCAAGCUAGACAUGGUUCAUAUCCAGAAUGCCACCCUGGCUGGAGGUGUCGCCAUGGGUACAGCAGCUGAGUUCAUGAUCACGCCCUACGGCGCACUGAUCGUUGGCUUCUGCUGCGGCAUCAUAUCUACCUUUGGAUAUGUGGUGUUGACUCCUUUUAUGGAGAAGUAUUUGAAGAUCCAGGACACCUGUGGAAUCCAUAAUCUGCAUGCCAUGCCAGGUCUCCUUGGGGGAGUUGUGGGUGCUAUCACAGCUGCUGCUGCAAGCACAUCUAUCUAUGGACAGCAAGGACUGUUAAACACCUUUGGAUUUGUGGGGGAGCUUUCAAAUAGGUCGCCAGGAACACAGGGAGGCUACCAGGCUGCUGGUAUUUGUGUAGCUCUUGCCUUUGGAAUUGUUGGUGGAAUAUUAGUGGGUUGUAUCCUGAGGUUGCCGAUCUGGGCGGAUCCAGCAGAUGACAACUGCUUUGAUGAUGAAGUAUACUGGGAGCUGCCUGAGGAUGAAGAAAGCAUCCCUCCAAUUCUGGAAUACAACAACCACAUGAUUACCAAGAACCCUGAAACAUGCAUGUCUGAGUCAAACUUCUCUGUAGAACAGUGCUAGUAGGUUGCUAUGACUACAAGAUGACCAUAGUUAAUGUGAACCAGAUAAUGUCUGCUGCCAUCCCUUGAGUGAAGCUUCAGGAUGUCCAAGAAAAAGGUCACAGCGAGUACAACCAGUGUGUGCUAAAAAACCUAAGAUGAAGCACAGCAGCACUUUGUUUGAUUAACUUUGUACUUAGAUAUACAAAUAUUGUCACUUAGUGGAUAUAAACAAUGCUUUUGUUGACCUAUAAAAACUAAAAUCUUUGUAAAUUAACUGGUUUCACAUGUGUAAUAUAGUUCACUUAAAGUGAUAGCAAUAUAAAAAAAAUCAUUGUUCUUGUGAACUGUAAAAACAAAAAAACACAUCCAUGAUGAUAAAAAUAUUGUUUUGUCUGUUGGUUAAAAUGUCUAGAACAAAAUGGCAUAGAUUUGUUUCAGGCUCCUUAAGCCUACUGACUAAAGUGAGAUCUGUAUCGUUUCAUCUCUCCAGAGUAAGGCUCCAUCAUAACGUGCUAACAGUCAUAUCUGUGCCUAAAGGUACAAUCUGUUGUUAAGCUCAUUACCAAUAGUAUACAUUUUUAAGUUUUGAGAAUGUCACAAAUUUUAUUGAAUGUAUUUAUCUGCUGACAAAGAAAUGUUUUAAUGACUAUAACGUUUAUUCAUUUAUUAAAUUGUAAAUUUCUUGCACUAAUAAAUUUGAAUUUUCAAAACUG